Hyla sarda is the source of this 5482-nucleotide messenger RNA. It is a transcript of the gene SLC8A3, whose product is annotated as solute carrier family 8 member A3. Lineage: Eukaryota; Metazoa; Chordata; Amphibia; Anura; Hylidae. The transcript is spliced from 8 exons. The coding region runs from base 383 to 3160 and encodes 925 amino acids. Gene Ontology annotation, cellular component: postsynapse; sarcolemma; axon. Gene Ontology annotation, molecular function: calcium:sodium antiporter activity. Gene Ontology annotation, biological process: calcium ion import across plasma membrane; sodium ion transmembrane transport; cell communication. The record is from RefSeq and is a predicted model, not a curated record.
GGGGGGGGGAGAGAUAGAGAGACAUUGCUGAUCAUUGCUCCCCUCUCCACCACACACACUGCAUGGCAAUGGAUUGACAUCAGCAGCUCUUCUUCUUCCUCUUGUGUUGUAUCUUCACAUGCACUUCCCUGCCUGCCCUGACAGCUGCAAAAGGGAGAAGAGAGAAUUUUUAGCAAGUAAGGCAAUUUGGAGUGACAUGCAAACGAUCCCUCCCCCUACCCAGGCACUGAUUAACCAGGAGAUGCAAUGCAAGAACCCUGAGGAGCUGGAUUGGGGAGCAACACCAAAAGGAGACCAGCCAAGCAAGGAUUGCAAUAGGGGAUUCCUGAGUGGUCAUUGAGGAGGAUUACUUGGAAUUAAAGCUCCCAAAACACAUUUAUGUAUGGCUUGGUUAAAGUUGCGGCCUCAUGCAUCGGCCUUCCUUCACUUUGGACUUGUCACUUUCAUCUUGCUUCUUCAAAGUCUUCAGGUUCAUGCUGUUUCUACAGGACAUCCCCCAAGUGCUGCACAAAAACCAAACAACUGCACUGGUUCUUUUGACUGUAAGGCAGGCGUUAUCUUGCCAAUAUGGUACCCAGAAAACCCGUCACUGGGGGAUAAAAUUGCCAGAGUUAUCGUGUAUUUUGUGGCAAUGAUCUACAUGUUUCUCGGUGUGUCAAUCAUUGCAGAUCGUUUUAUGGCAUCUAUAGAAGUCAUAACAUCACAAGAGCGGGAAAUCAUUAUUAAAAAACCCAAUGGUGAGACCUCCACAACAACUAUUCGAGUAUGGAAUGAAACUGUUUCCAAUCUAACCCUCAUGGCACUUGGUUCUUCUGCCCCCGAAAUUCUCUUGUCAUUGAUUGAAGUAUGUGGUCAUAAUUUUGUUGCUGGAGAUCUUGGCCCAUCAACCAUUGUUGGGAGUGCAGCAUUUAACAUGUUUAUCAUUAUUGCAAUUUGUGUCUAUGUCAUACCUGAUGGUGAAGUUCGAAAGAUCAAACAUCUUCGAGUAUUUUUCGUGACUGCAGCCUGGAGCAUCUUUGCAUAUAUAUGGUUAUAUAUGAUCCUUGCUGUGUUCUCUCCUGGAGUGGUGCAAGUGUGGGAAGGUUUGCUCACUUUGUUCUUCUUCCCUGUGUGUGUUGUCCUUGCCUGGGUGGCAGAUCGACGUCUUCUCUUCUACAAAUAUAUGCACAAAAAGUAUCGGACUGACAAACACAGAGGAAUUAUGAUUGAGACUGAGGCAGAGCACCCUAAAGGGAUUGAGAUGGAUGGUAAAGUCAUGAAUUCUCAUUUUCUAGAUGGAAAUCUCUUAAACAUGGAUGGAAAAGAAGUAGAUGAAUCUCGCAGAGACAUGAUAAGAAUCCUAAAGGAUUUAAAGCAAAAACACCCAGAGAAGGACUUAGAUCAGUUAGUAGAAAUGGCAAACUAUUAUGCCUUGUCACACCAGCAGAAGAGCAGAGCUUUUUACCGAAUCCAAGCCACCAGAAUGAUGACGGGAGCAGGUAACAUCCUAAAGAAGCAUGCUGCUGAGCAGUCAAAGAGAUGCACCAGCUUGCAAGACAUAUGUUUGGACGAAUCUGAAGAAUUUGUGUCUAAGAUCUACUUUGAUCCAUGCUCCUACCAAUGCCUGGAAAACUGUGGUGCUGUCUUGUUGACCGUUGUGAGAAAAGGCGGCGAUAUCUCCAAGACACUGAUAGUGGACUAUAAAACGGAAGACGGAUCUGCAAAUGCAGGAGCCGAUUAUGAGUUCACAGAAGGAACUGUAGUGUUCAAAUCUGGAGAAACUCAGAAGGAGUUCUCAGUUGGGAUUAUUGAUGAUGACAUCUUUGAAGAAGAUGAACAUUUCUUUGUGAGACUCAGUAACUUACGAAUAGCUGACGCUCCAGAGCCAGUGGAACCCAAUACCUUUACCUACCCAAAAGCAGUUUUAGUCUCUCCCUAUGUGGCCUCCGUUACAAUCCUGGAUGAUGAUCAUGCUGGGAUUUUUACUUUUGAAUGUGACAUCAUUCGUGUCAGUGAAAGUAUUGGCGUGAUGGAAGUUAAAGUUCAUAGGACAUCUGGAGCUAGGGGCACUGUCAUUGUCCCUUUUAGGACAAUUGAAGGAACUGCAAAAGGUGGCGGAGAAGAUUUUGAAGAUGCGUAUGGUGAACUGGAAUUUAAGAAUGAUGAAACUGUCAAAGCAAUUCAGAUCAAAAUAAUUGAUGACGAGGAGUAUGAAAAAAACAAGACUUUCCACAUUGAACUGAGGGCGCCACACGUUGUGGACAUGAGUGUGCAGAAAGCUUUACUGUUGAAUCAAGCCAUUGAACUGGCAGAAAGGAAACCGUCAGUGGAGGAAGAAGAAGCAAAACGAAUUGCCGAGAUGGGAAAACCGAUUUUGGGGGAGCACCCAAAACUUGAAGUGGUCAUUGAAGAGUCUUAUGAGUUUAAAAGUACAGUGGACAAGCUCAUUAAGAAGACUAACCUCGCCCUGGUGGUAGGAACUCAUUCCUGGAGGGAUCAGUUCAUGGAAGCAAUUACUGUUAGUGCAGCUGGAGAUGAAGAGGAGGAUGAGUCUGGAGAAGAGCGGCUGCCAUCUUGUUUUGACUAUGUGAUGCAUUUCCUGACCGUGUUCUGGAAAGUACUUUUUGCGUGCGUUCCCCCUACAGAAUAUUUAAAUGGAUGGGCGUGCUUUGUUGUAUCAAUAAUUAUCAUUGGCAUCCUCACUGCCAUUAUCGGGGACCUUGCUUCACAUUUUGGCUGUACCAUUGGCUUGAAGGAUUCUGUGACUGCUGUGGUAUUUGUGGCCUUUGGCACAUCGGUGCCUGAUACAUUUGCAAGCAAAGUGGCGGCUACACAGGAUGUGUAUGCAGAUGCUUCAAUUGGCAACGUGACCGGGAGCAAUGCUGUUAAUGUAUUCCUCGGUAUUGGCAUAGCCUGGUCUGUGGCUGCCAUCUACUGGGCUUCCAAGGGACAAGAAUUCCAUGUGCAAGCUGGCACCUUAGCUUUCUCAGUAACCCUCUUUACCAUCUUUGCAUUUGUCUGCAUCAGCGUCUUGCUGUAUAGGAGGCGGCCUAGUAUAGGUGGGGAACUGGGUGGCCCAAGGGGCUGCAGACUUGCUACAACUUUGCUCUUUGUAACCCUAUGGCUGCUAUACAUCUUAUUUGCUACACUGGAAGCCUACUGUUAUAUCAAAGGGUUCUAAUCUAAGCCAAGUGAAGCCUGCAACAAAGACGCCGCCUUCAUCUGUCGGCAGUCUCCUUGAGGAGACUCUUCACUGCAGAAGGGAUACCAGCCAAUCAAAUUGCACCUCUGCCACUGCUGGAGAUGAAUGAUCUCACAAUCCAAAGGACCUUCUGACUUGUACCAAUGGUUGACGUGCAUUAAGACAAAUAGCGGUACUCUGAAUUUUCGAGAAACCGUUCAAGAAACAAAAAGAAAAAAAAAAAAACGCUUUCUAGCCAAUAAAUACUGGAACAGGACAGUGGAUACACUUUAAAUACUUGUCACUUUUUAAUAACAAUAGCAAAAGUAAAUAACAAUAGCAAAGUGAAGCUAUUUGUGCCCCCCAGGGUACCAGGCAACAUCACACUUUGACCAAUGGCAUAAUAACCGAAUGGUUACAACCAGCAAGAAUUUCUGGUUUAGUUUAAUCUCCUUUUGUUGGGUUUUUUGUUUUGUUGCUUUAAACAAACCUUUGUAUUUAUUUUAUAUUUAUACUCAGCCAUUGAGACCGAUCUCAGUAAUUGCAAUUUGGAAACUGUUGGCACCGUGGUAAUUAAAUAUCUAUCCUAUCUUUUUAUUUGAUCUCACCGCAAACUGGAAAAAUGCAACUGGGGAAGCCAAGGAACAGGGAAGAAGCCUUCAGUAUAACUCUUUAGCACCUCUAUAGUGCUUACUGGGAAUUCCAAGUUUACAUGAGUGUCAACAACCCUUGGAUGGGGAGAGGAAGAAUAGAGGUCACCUUAUCAAAGCUUGUAAACCUUUGUAUAUACUAAGCUGUAUUCACUUGUUGCUGGAUACCAGUGUGAUUUGAUAUUGGCAGUCAGUUUAAACAAUUACCUCUCCAAUGUUUAAUGGGAUGACCCAUAUCAGUCCCUCCAAUCCUAUGUCCUACUUGGUGAUCCAGGAUAAGCUUAGAGAGAACAGGCCAAAUUCCCUUGCACCAGGACAUAGGAAUUAGCUGUGUGUGGUCUGUUACCUACCUGUUAUUUUCCUUUUCAUUGUAUAUUAGUAGCGGUUUAUCCCAAUAUAUUGUAUUACUUUUCCUUUAGAAGACAAAAAUUCGAUUUAUUUUUGUAUACAUCACCUCUAGAUCACCUUCAAUUUCAUUACUUGCAAAAGGAAUUUUACAGGGAAAUAUAUUUUUAUCUAUUUUAUGUGAAUACAUUUUCCUUCUAUACAAAGCUUUAUUAGAGUUCUUUGACAGGAGGGAAAUAAUUCCGCUCACAUAUAUCCUUACUGGAGGUUGUAAUGCUUAUAUGAACUAAUCUGAAAGUUGUCAACUACAAACGGUAACUGAAGAGUAAGACAUAAAGGCACUAGUAAAGAUGGUUACAAAUAUACAUUUAUAUACCCUAUGUACACACAUACCCUCAUACGAAAUUGUAAAGUGCUGCUUAAUAUGUCGAAGUUAUAUAAAUAAAGAUGUUUAUUAUAUAUCAGUCCAACCAUGAGACACCCACAAAUCUAUACAAACGCAAGACACCCCAGAAUAAAAGUGAAUUAAGUCCAAAUGAACUGGGAAUCUGAAUACUAGACAAAAGUACCUACACAUUAUAAUAGUACUGAAGAAACAGGUACCUGCACUCACCAAUAGGCUGCUGUAGCUCGACUCCUCCGGCUGAACAGACGAUCCGGAAGAAGCACAAUCAGCGCAAAACUUUGCCAGCAGUCGCCUUGCUUCUGAGCGCCCUGCUAUGAGUCUGACACCAGAUCAUCUGUUCAGCCAGAGGAGUCGAGCUACAGCAGCCUAGUGGUGAGUGCAGGUAUCUGUUUCUUCAGUACUAUUUGUUAUAUGAUUUUGGAUUUCUUGGUUCCCAGCACCCCCUGGACUCACAGGCACGAGGACCGUGAUCUCCCGCAGUGACAGCCCGCUAUCUACAGCAUCUUGUAUAUAGUGACUACAUCACUUUUUCCUAGGUCUCUGAACACUACAGUGCUCUUGCCUAUUGUUUAGUAGUUGUACCUGCACAUUAUAACAACACAAGGAAAUUGCAAGCAUUAAAGGGGUACUCUCCUGGAAAACAUUUUUUUUAAAUCAACUGGUGCCAGAAAGUUAAACAAAAUAAAUAAAUUACUUCUAUUAAAAAUGUUUAAUCCUUCCUGUACUUAUCAGCUGUUGUAUUCUGCAGAGGAAGUUCUUUUCUUUUUUAAUUUCUUUUCUGUCUGACCACAGUGCUCUCUGCUGACACCUCUGUCCAAAUCAGGAACUGUCCGGAGCAGGAUAGGUUUGCUAUGGGGAUUUGCUUCUGCUCUGGACACUUCCUAAAAUGGACAGAGGUGUCAGCAGAGAGCAUUGUGGUCA